UUUGUUGUUGUGUUGAUUUCCAAACAUUGGAUAAAUUGGAAAUUUUGGAUUUUUUGUUUUUUGGCAAAAAUGAGUCGUCGUCGUCUUCAGGAUAAUACAUUAUCGUUAUUUCAUUUUAUAAGACGACAACGAACAUUAUCAUUAUAUCGACAAUUUUUUCGUCUUAUACAAAAAAUUGAUAAUAAACAACAACGUAUGGAGAUACGUAAUUGGAUACGUGAAGAAUUUUAUAAUAUGAAACAUAUCACAGAUAAAGAAUUAAUUGAUAUGAAUCUUACAAGAGGUAAUAAUGCAUUAAAAGAAUUGGAAAAUUUUCUUCGUCAAUCACAUGCAUUUAAAGAUUAAAUUUGAUUGUAAAUAUCAAUAAUGUUCGAUCAAUAAUGAUGAUUAAAAAUUUUAAAAAUGGACAGAAAAAUAUACAUAAAAAUAAUAAUAGCUGACCACAAAUGUA
Dermatophagoides pteronyssinus (European house dust mite) is the source of this 451-nucleotide messenger RNA. RefSeq names its product LYR motif-containing protein 2. NCBI's taxonomy places the organism in Eukaryota, Metazoa, Arthropoda, Arachnida, Sarcoptiformes, Pyroglyphidae. Gene Ontology annotation, cellular component: mitochondrion. The record is from RefSeq and is a predicted model, not a curated record.